UCAGGAAUGUCCUCAAACUGUUUAAAUAGCAGAAGUAUCGAUGGGAGAAGUCAGUGGAAUAAGUCAAAUCCCCGGAAUAAAGCCCGGUGAGGAGCUCAAAGAGACUUUGAAACCAAUCUUCACCAAACUGAGGAGCUUCUACAGAGGACGAGGAGCAUUAAGGGAAGAGAAACAGGAGAAAUAACAAGAGAAGAAAGGACUUUUCCUACUUUUUAAAACAUUUUUACAGAGGGAGUUUUCAUUUAAAGGGAUCACUUGAGAUUUCAAGAUGAUGCUGUGUGGCAUCUUUUUGCUGUUGAUGCUUUGGAGUUGUGAAGGCGCGAGGUUGGCAGAGAGCCGAGAUGAUAACAGUGUGUUUGACUUGUUCGAUCUGGCUCGGGUAAACAAGAGACAUAAUGGAGUGAGUCUGGUCAGAGGCGAAGAUCCUUACAGCCCUGCAUUCAAAAUCUUGAACGCAGACCUGAUCCCCCAGGUCCCUGAUAGCGCCCUUAGGGACCUCCUUGACUCCAUUCAGAAUGAGAGGGGCUUCCUCCUCCUCGUCAACCUGAAGCAGGCCAAGAAAUCCAGGGGCAGCAUUAUGACCAUUGAGAAGACUGACGGCUCUGGACCCGUUUUCGAGAUCAUUUCCAACGGUAAGGCAAAGACUCUGGAUGUCUUCUUCUCCACUGGGAACCAGCAGCAGCUCGUGUCUAUUGAAGAUGCAGAUUUGGCCACCGGAAGCUGGAAGAACAUCACUCUGUUCGUUCAGGAUGACCGGGUGCAGCUUUAUGUGGGCUGUGAGGAGAUCAAUGUGUCGGAGCUGGAUGUGCCCAUCCAGAGAGUGCUGUCUCCAGAGGUGGCUGACAUUGCCAAGCUCAGGAUUGCAAAGGGAGCUGCCAAGGAAAAAUUCAUGGGGGUGCUUCAAAAUGUGCACUUUGUCUUUGGGACAACUCUUGAGGCUAUACUGAGAAAUAAAGGAUGCCAGAGUGGAGCCGCUUUAACUGAUGUCAUGACCCUGGACAACCCCGUCAAUGGCUCCAGCCCAGCCAUUAGGACUGAUUACACCGGCCACAAAGCCAAAGACCUGCAGACUGUCUGCGGCUUCUCUUGUGAUGACAUCGCCGGCAUCUUUAAGGAGCUCAGAGGACUCGGCACGGUUGUUAAACAGCUGUCAAAUGAACUCCGCAAAGUGUCUGAAGAAAGUGCGCUGAUGAAGAAUCAAAUAAACAUCCACAGUGGCAUUUGUAUCCACAACGGCAUAGUGCACAAGGACAAAGAUGAGUGGACCGUGGACGGCUGCACUGAGUGCACCUGCCAAAACUCUGCUACCGUGUGUCGCAAAAUCUCCUGCCCUCUGAUCCCGUGUGCUAAUGCCACCGUGCCUGACGGACAAUGCUGCCCUCGCUGUGGACCACCGAAUGACUAUGCAGAGGAUGGUUGGUCCCCGUGGUCUGAAUGGACCCCUUGUUCGGUGACAUGUGGCCGUGGCAUCCAGCAGCGUGGACGCUCCUGUGACCGCAUCAACAGCAACUGUGAGGGCACCUCUGUCCAGACCCGUGACUGCUACCCCCAGGAAUGUGACAAGCGCUUCAAACAGGAUGGCGGUUGGAGCCACUGGUCCCCCUGGUCUUCGUGCUCUGUGACCUGCGGUGAGGGGGUCAUCACCCGGAUACGCCUCUGUAACUCUCCAACUCCACAGAUGGGCGGUCGGGACUGCCAGGGACAAGGACGUCAAACUGAAAUCUGUCAAAAGUCACCCUGUCCUAUCAACGGAGGUUGGGGACCAUGGUCACCGUGGGACAGCUGCACUGUUACUUGUGGAGGAGGAAUCCAGAUGCGCAAACGUCUCUGCUCAGACCCCAUCCCCAAAUAUGGAGGAAAGGAGUGUGUUGGUGAUGCUACUACAUCUCAAGUGUGCAACAACCAGAGCUGCCCUAUUGAUGGCUGUCUGUCCAGUCCGUGCUUCCCUGGCUCAAGAUGCGCCAGCUUCCCUGAUGGCUCAUUCAAGUGUGGCAAGUGUCCUCUUGGAUACAGAGGGAACGGCAUCUCUUGCAAAGACAUUGAUGAGUGCACAGAGGUCCCUGAUGCCUGCCAUACACAUAAUGGAGCCCAUCGUUGUGAGAACACAGAGCCCGGUUACAACUGCUUGCCUUGCCCUGCACGUUUCUCCGGUCCUCAACCCUUUGGAAGAGGAGUUGAACAGGCAACUGCUAAAAAACAGGUUUGCAAACCUCGUAACCCCUGCCAGGAUGGUAGCCACGACUGCCAUAAGAAUGCAAACUGCAUCUACUUGGGCGUGUACUCCGAGUCCAUGUACCGCUGUGAGUGCAGGCCAGGUUAUGCUGGGAACGGCCGUAUUUGCGGAGAGGACACUGACUUGGACGGAUGGCCAAACACCAACCUGGUGUGUGUGGAGAACGCCACCUACCACUGCAAGAAGGAUAACUGCCCCAACCUUCCCAACUCUGGCCAGGAAGAUCACGACAAAGAUGGCCUGGGUGAUGAAUGUGACAAUGAUGAUGACAACGAUGGGAUCCCCGAUGAUAGGGACAACUGCCCAAGAGUGUACAACCCUGCCCAGUAUGACGCAGACAGGGAUGAUGUUGGCGAUACCUGUGACAACUGUGUGUUUGAGGAGAACACCGACCAAACUGAUACUGACAAUAAUGGAGAGGGUGAUGCUUGUGCUGUGGACAUCGAUGGUGACGGCAUUCUGAAUGAAAACGAUAACUGCCCAUACGUCUACAAUGUGGACCAGAGAGACACUGACAGGGAUGGUGUUGGAGAUCAUUGUGACAACUGCCCUCUGGAGCACAACCCUGAUCAGGUGGACUCUGACUCAGAUCGCAUCGGAGACAAGUGCGACAAUAACCAGGACAUUGACGAGGACGGCCACCAGAAUAACUUGGACAACUGCCCCUACAUCCCCAAUGCUAACCAGGCUGACCACGACAAAGACGGCAAAGGUGACGCCUGCGACCAUGAUGACGACAACGACGGCAUUCCUGAUGACAAAGACAACUGCAGGCUGGCCUUUAACCCAGAUCAAGUGGACUCUGAUGGUGAUGGCCGUGGUGAUGUGUGCAAAGACGAUUUUGACCAAGACAAUGUCCUGGACAUCUUUGAUGUGUGUCCCGAGAACUUUGACAUCAGUGAAACAGACUUCCGCAGAUUCCAAAUGGUUCCUCUGGACCCCAAGGGUACCUCUCAGAUUGACCCCAACUGGGUGGUCCGGCAUCAGGGCAAGGAGCUGGUGCAGACUGUCAACUGUGAUCCAGGCAUUGCUGUUGGUUACGAUGAGUUCAGCGCCGUGGAUUUCAGUGGAACGUUCUUCAUCAACACAGACAGAGAUGACGACUACGCUGGGUUUGUGUUUGGCUACCAGUCCAGCUCACGCUUCUACACCGUCAUGUGGAAACAGAUCACACAAACUUACUGGUCCCACCAACCCACAAGAGCUCAAGGCUACUCUGGACUGUCAAUCAAAGUGGUCAACUCCACCACUGGGCCUGGUGAGCAUCUGAGGAAUGCCCUGUGGCACACCGGAGACACCGCCGGACAGGUGCGCACUCUCUGGCACGACCCAAAGAACGUUGGCUGGAAGGACUUCACUGCCUACAGAUGGCAUCUGACACACAGACCUAAGACUGGACUUAUUAGGGUGGUCAUGUAUGAAGGCAAGAGAAUCAUGGCCGAUUCUGGAAACAUCUACGACAAGACAUACGCAGGUGGACGACUAGGCUUGUACGUCUUCUCUCAGGAGAUGGUUUACUUCUCAGACCUCAAAUAUGAAUGCAGAGAUACAUAAUCGGACCACAGAGACUUCCAGACAGAAUCAGCCUGUCAAUAUGAGUAUUUAAAACAAGACCUGGAUCAUCAUCUCUUUAACCCUUUCUUUUGAAAACUGCACAUUCAGAGGAAUGACGAGCAAGUGAGCAAGCAUGAGGAGAUCUGACCUCUGGACUCAAAGCCAAAUGAAAGUUUAAUGAUAAUUCUGCACCACUGCACCAAACUCAAAUAUGAGCGCAGCUCUGCUCAGAGGAAAUUGGCCCUCUGACUUUGAUCUGCAUUGAAAGGGGGCUGAAUUUAAUCGCUUUGCACACCUGAACUGUUGUUGGUUUUCCUCUGCGGAUGAGGGACCAAAGGAAAGACAGUUCCAUGUUUUUUGAUUAUUUUUUAAUUCCUUUUUUGAGCAUUAUUAUACAUCUGCUGUGGACUCAAAGAUACUUGUGUAAGUGUGAAGUGUGAAGGCAGUGGGAGAACUUUCAUAGGCUGGGGUGAUGACACCCGUUGAAGGAACUGUUGAGGGACCACGGACAGUAUGGACUGACUGAUACUAUCAAAGAGAGUGAAUGGUGUUUGUGUGUAUGUGCAUGUGUGUCACCCAACAAGCAUAGUUAAGAAGUCAAGUGCAUUAUUAUUUUUUUUUUAAUUGGUUCCUUUAAAUGACUGCCCAACCUUCUUUAAAGCAGAUCUGCACAUGCAUGGUCUUGUAUUUAGCCAAGGCUUAGGGCUGGCCCGGAAUAUUCGUCUUCUCAGGAAAAAGCACAAGAGGAAACAAGGAGAGCACAAAGUUCAGGACAGCACAGGGCCCCAAAGCAGAGACACUUAACACUGCUUUGGAAAAGUAAUUAUUAUCAAAUAUCUUGUAAAUAUCUCAGACAGUUUCAAGGGAUGUGAAGAUUAUGGGCCAGUCUAUUUCCUGCCACCAGAAAACCUAUGCAAGUAUAGCUGUCUUUAUUUACUUAUUCAUCAUAGAGGAUGUUAUUGUCGCUCAUCUUUGCUUCUUGCCAGCUUACAAUGUCGUCAGCAACCUAUUACAAACAUCUCAAAUUAGAAUCCCCUAAUGGCAAGAAAACGUAAAUAAUAGACACCACUUACAGUAAGUCUAGAUAUUCUGCUUGUACAGUGUGCAUGACUGGUGUGCCUGAGCUUGUGUGUACAUUUAUGACGAGGGGACAUCAAAAGAAACCCUUUAUGUACAAAUAUUACCUCAUUAAUUCUUCUUGUAUUGAGGCCAGCAAUACACAAGAAUCACUUGUCUUUGCAACAGAGUAUAAAUUGGUUGGCUUCUCUUUUCUUUUUUUUUUAAACGCAAGACUUUUUCAUCCUUUAUAUGCUGUAUAUAAGAUAUUUUUGUAGUGAAAGAAGCCCAAACAGGAACGUAAAGGAAUUAAAAGAAAUGUUAUCUUGACUUGUUUUGUGCUAAAUGUUUUUCCUGUGCAUUUUUUGAUAAAUUAUUAUGUUUGUUUUAUGUUGAGGUUAUUUCAUUUGUGUAGAUAUAUGCUAUUUAAAUAAUUUAUCUAGAAGCGUAGCCUCAUAUGGAAGCGUUUCUGUCUGUAUAAACUUAUUUGCACACUGACACGAGGAUGUCUUUGUUAAUUUUGUUUUUUGUAUGUGUCUUUUUUAAAUAAUAGUGAAGCUUUUCUAUAAACUUUGUACUAUAGUUUCUACUCAAAGUGCUGUUUAUACUCCGACCUGGUAUUUUGUAAUGUCAAGUGAACAAUAAACACUUCAGGAAAAAACAA
Molecule: messenger RNA, 5507 nt
Organism: Notolabrus celidotus (New Zealand spotty)
Lineage: Eukaryota; Metazoa; Chordata; Actinopteri; Labriformes; Labridae
Product: thrombospondin-1-like
Exons: 22
Coding region: 269-3787 (1172 amino acids)
Biological process (GO): cell adhesion; negative regulation of angiogenesis
Cellular component (GO): extracellular region
Molecular function (GO): protein binding; calcium ion binding
Source: RefSeq, a predicted model, not a curated record